[Candida] anglica is the source of this 1626-nucleotide messenger RNA. The record is from the annotation of a GenBank genome assembly. Lineage: Eukaryota; Fungi; Ascomycota; Pichiomycetes; Serinales; Debaryomycetaceae.
CUAAAAUAUAUACGAUGUCUGUUCCUACAUUUCAUAAUCUUUCCUUCUAUUCAGAUCCUCUGGCCAAUGUCCAGAGGUACAAGGACUUGAUCAAAUCUUUCGAAUCCAUUUACCAUGACACACCUGAUUUCAUCUCGAGAUCUCCUGGGAGAGUAAAUCUUAUUGGUGAUCAUAUCGAUUACUCUUACUUUUCAGCUCUCCCCAUGGCCAUUGAAACCGAUGUUAUUGGUGCGGUUAAAGUUCUCCCUGGUUCUAACGAGGUUGUGUUGCAUAACACUGACCCGGCAUUCGCACGUGAGCUGUUUGUUCUUCCUGCUGAAGGACAAGUCGUUGAGAUUGAUAAGCUGAAGUUUUCUUGGGCCAGUUACUUCAAAUGUGGUUAUAUUGUGGCCCAGAAAUACAUCCAAGAAAAGGGAAACCAUCAACAACCAUUCAAUGGACUUCUCAUCUUAUUUGAUGGAACCGUGCCCACUGGUGGUGGGUUAUCCUCCUCUGCAGCCUUUUGUGUUGCCACCACCAUGGCAGUGUUGCGCGCUAAUGGGGUCACCCAAAUAUCCAAGGAGGACUUGACUCGUAUCACGGUUGUUUCAGAACAUUAUGUGGGGGUGAACAACGGGGGUAUGGACCAAUGUGCAUCCAUUUAUGGGGAAAGAGAUAAGGCGCUUUUGAUCCAAUUCCAGCCCAAAUUAGAAGGUCAAGCCUUUGCAUUCCCGGUUGUGAAACCUAAUGAUAUGGUGUUUUUAAUCACCAAUAGUUUAGUACAGGCCAACAAGAAGGAAACAGCCCCUGUGAAUUAUAAUUUGAGAGCUGUUGAGGUUGCCGUUGCUGCUGAAGUGUUGGCUAAACAGUUCAACUUGAAGCUCUUGCAAGACUCAAACUUGGGCACGGGUCAAUUGAGAGGGUUUAUGGAGACUUAUUACCUACAAGAGAAAGGUGUCCCCUUAUGGAACAAUGACAUUGAUCAGGGGAUAAUACAAUUGAAUGGGGUGUUGGCCCUAUUGGAGAAGAUUUUCGAUUCCGAGGAAAAGAAAUCUGGACAUUUUUACACCACGGAAAACACCGCCAAAGUACUCGGACUUUCUACAGAAGAAUUCCAAGAAAAAUUCUUAUCACAAUUCCCAGUUCGUUAUCAAUACCUCAAACUUUAUCAACGCAGUAAACAUGUAUAUAGUGAAUCUUUACGGGUGUUGGAAACUCUUAAACUCUUAAGGGAACAAACUGAUGGAGCGCGAUUUUUAUCCGAAUUCGGCAGGUUGAUGAAUGAGUCCCAAGAAUCAUUAUCGCUGCAAUUUGAAACUUCUAGAGAAGAAUUGGCCACCCUCUGUCAAGUGGCACUUUCCCAUGGGUCGUAUGGUUCUAGAAUUACCGGCGCUGGGUUUGGAGGGUCUGUGGUUCAUCUUCUUACAACCGACAAGGUGGAGACUGUACAGAGGGAAUUACGGGAGAAGUAUUACAAGAAACAAUUCCCAAACAUUACCGAGGAAGAAAUUCAAGCAGCAAUGACAGUAUCCAAGUCGGGCCUUGGCACGUGUGUUUUGGAAAAGACUGAUGGUAGUUGGGACUUUUAGGUAUUAAAAAAAAAACAUUCCAUGGGAUAAAUAAAAAAUAAAAAUAUUAAUACACUUA